Messenger RNA from Diachasmimorpha longicaudata, 1941 nucleotides. It is a transcript of the gene DPCoAC, whose product is annotated as mitochondrial coenzyme A transporter SLC25A42. Gene Ontology annotation, biological process: transmembrane transport. The record is from RefSeq and is a predicted model, not a curated record. NCBI's taxonomy places the organism in Eukaryota, Metazoa, Arthropoda, Insecta, Hymenoptera, Braconidae. The transcript has 6 exons. The coding region runs from base 547 to 1563 and encodes 338 amino acids.
AAAAUGAAUUUUGCUUCAUAAAAAUCGUAUCAUUGAGUCAGGAAAUAUCGAUUUGAACUGCUCGUAUCAGUGCUCCGAAAAAUGAAUUUCAUGUUUUCAAAAAAAUCCUGAAACAUUAUGUCUUCCCCACUCAAAUAAUCAACAAUCUGCUCCAAGGUAACCAGUCCUCCCACCUUCAAAAAAAAACAAUCUAAAGUAUUCGCACUGGGGCUCAUGCUCAUCAGUCGUGUGGAGUUGUCUGUCUUGUUAUUAUCGUGUCUCUCGCGCAGGCUCAAAAAGUCUAUCCCAACGUUUGUGUUUAUCAGCUGGUGACGUAUUUCACGGUGAUCCAAAUAUUUUUCUCAUUAUCGAACCAGAACUGACGAGCAGAGAACGAGGGAGUGUUUAUGAAGUAUGCAAUGAGGGGUCAGUGUGUCUCCAAGGGAUAAGGAAGCCAGCUCACUCAGAAUCUCGAGCAAAGCACAUGAACGUGAAUGAAAGAGUCAAGAGCGAAUACGAGGGGAUCAAAGAGGUGGAUGAGCUCCAUUUCUUAUCCCAACGGAGAUUAUGAGCGGACAAAUUGCAGCUGGUCCUGUCGAAGGCAGCAAAGCAGUCCUCGAGAGGAUUCAGGUGUCUGUAAUGAUGGGUAAUACCAAAGGGAAUUCGACACAGGACAAAGCUGAUGAUAUUGAGGAAUCAGAGCACCAUGAAGUACCAAUCUCCAAUGUCCAAAGAGUCUAUACAAGUCUCUUGGCAGGGGCUAUUGCUGGAGCACUGGCGAAGACAGUGAUAGCACCCCUAGAUCGCACGAAAAUAAAUUUUCAGAUAUCUAAAAUGACUUAUUCCCAGAAAGCAGCCAUUGAUUUCUUAGUGCAGUCCUAUAAGAAGGAAGGAUUGAUGAGUCUAUGGCGAGGUAAUAGUGCCACGAUGGUGAGGGUUGUGCCUUAUUCAGCCAUUCAAUUUGCGGCCCAUGAACAAUGGAAGAGGAUACUUCGUGUUAAUGGACCUGAUACAAAACCAAUAAAUCGACUCGUGGCUGGAUCCCUAGCUGGUGUAACCUCUCAAAGUCUCACCUACCCCCUAGACAUGGCCAGGGCAAGAAUGGCUGUGACCCAGAAGGCCGAGUAUUCAACUCUUCGUCAAGUGUUCGUACAAAUCUACAGAAACGAGGGAGUACUAGCGUUCUACAGAGGCUUUUUCGCCACAAUUCUUGGUGUUAUUCCAUACGCCGGAUGCAGUUUCUUCACUUAUGACUCUUUGAAGAACUACUUCAAGGAUAAAGAAAUUCAUCCUGGACUGUCAACUGCAACCACGUUGUUCUGUGGAGCAACUGCUGGUGCUGUUGGACAGACUGCCAGCUAUCCUCUGGACAUUAUCAGGAGGCGAAUGCAGACGUCAGCUGUUAAAGGGGCUUAUUAUCAUACUAGUUUCUCAACUGCUCUUAAAAUUUAUCGAGAGGAGGGAAUCAUGGCAUUUUAUAAAGGCCUCAGUAUGAAUUGGGUGAAGGGCCCGGUGGCAGUAGGCAUUUCCUUUGCUACUCACGACACUAUUCGUGAUAAUCUGAGACUCUACUUGACUGGGUAGAGAGGUCUGGGUUAUUCGAUUUGUAUAUAAAAAUUGCUUACUUCGAAAAAACGAAAAGAAAGUAUAAUUUAAUCGAUAUUCGAGUCUAAGGGAGGAGGGAGAAAGGGCUAUUAUUUUUUUUGGGUUUGUUAAAGAGCCUUGGAAAUUGAAGAGUCCUAGACUGCAAUGAAGGAGGAACGAAAGUUGGAAAGUUCUUAAUGAUGCUUAAAUUUGUAAUAUUAUUUACAUAAUCACGUGUGGGGCUGAUGCUCCUGGCUUCCUUCAGCUCAAAUGGCCUCUUUUUUUACACAAAAAUACAACAAACUGGAAUUUAGACAAUAAUGUUUACAAUCUCUCAUUAUGAUUUGCUUUAGCAAAAUAAAUUUGUGGUAAAAAAUA